This is a messenger RNA of Closterium sp. Yama58-4, 5067 nucleotides long. The record is from the annotation of a GenBank genome assembly. NCBI's taxonomy places the organism in Eukaryota, Viridiplantae, Streptophyta, Zygnematophyceae, Desmidiales, Closteriaceae.
AUGUACCUCACACUGUACCACCUUGUCACCCGCCUCCCUGACUCCCUUCGCACUGUCAGGGACCAGUUUCUCGCUCUCUCCCCCACUGACCUCACUGUCGACCUCCUCGAGAAGGAACUCCUAGCAGCUGAGAAGAGUAUUGUAGCUGUAGUGGGAGGCGCAAGAGCGGCAAGGGCAAGGGGGGCAAGGGUGGUGGAGGUGGAGGUGGGGGCGGCGGCGGUGGAGGGGGUGGGGGGGGCGGGGGUGGUGGCGGAAGUGGGAGUGGCGCGGGUGGUGGGGGGGUCAGUGGCGGCGCAGGGGGUGGUGGCGGUGGCGGCGGUGGUGGGGGUGGGGGUGGUGGAGGAGGUGGUGGCGGUAGUGGCGGUGGUGGAGCGGGUGGCGGGCGCGGUGGAGCGGUGCAGCGUGGGGGGUUCGGAGGUGGCCAGAGGCAGCCGCAGCAGCGUCCUGGCGAGACUCCCUCGCCCCAGCAGCUUCGUGAGUGGUACUCUCAGCGUGGGGGGUCUGGGGGUGGGGGCAUUUUCUCGUACGUCAUCCGCACAGGUGAUCGCGCUGGCCAGACUUGUGGGAGGUUCCACCCGACACAGCGCUGCUUCUCUCGCCUCGAUGACGCCUGGCGCGAGCAGUUCCCUGACGCCUCGCUGGGCUGAUCUGCUUAGGAAGGGAAUUGAUAUCUUUGCUCUUGAUUAUGAUGCUAUCCUUGCUGCCAUGUAUGCAUUGACUAUUAGUGCUGAGGGUGACUGUUACCUGAGUGUGCCGCCUGACCCAGGUAUUGGUACUGGUAUGGCUGCUGCGCUAGGUGCUAGUGCGUCUGCGUCUGCUGGUACUGAGUCUGCUACAGCACUGCACACCUUCACCCUGGACUCAGGUGCUUCUCGCUGUUUCUUUCGUGACCGCACAGUCCUUGAGCCACUCGCUCGGCCUGUUGCUGUCUCCCUUGCUGACCCCUCUGGGGGCCCGGUCCUUGCGACCUCCUCCACUGUCCUCCCGUGUCCUGCGGUCCCGUCUGGCACUUUGUCUGGUCUUUACCUCCCCUCGCUCUCUACGAACUUGGUGGCGGGCUCUGCUCUCCAGGACGGGGGUGUUCACCAGUUCACCCCUGCCUAUGAGCGAGUGACCCACUGUACGUGUGCUCGGACGGGUCGCCACCUGGCUACCUUCACUCGGCAGCCAGGGUCGGACCUGUACACACUGACCACUGAGUCCCCUCAGGUAGCUGCAUCUGCGUCAGGUCAGCUGUCGGCUCCCUGCUCGUGUCGCUCCCUGUCGCACCAGACCGUCCUCUGGCACCACCGCCUUGGUCACCCCUCCGUGCAGCGCCUUCGUGGCAUGCACUCCCGUUACCUUGUCUCUGGUCUUCCCAGAGUUCUCCCUCCCCUCCCACCCUCGCCUGCUCCUCCCUGUCUUCCCUGUGUCGAGGGGCGGCAGCGCGCCACCCCUCACUCCUCCUCGUUCCCUCCCACAGAGGCUCCUUUGCAGACUCUUCACCUGGACGUGUGGGGCCCAGCCCGCGUCCGGGGACAGGGCCACGAGCGGUACUUCCUGCUGGUCGUCGACGACUACACGCGCUACACCACGGUCUUCCCCUUGCGCACCAAGGGUGAGGUCCCUGAUGUUUUGAUCCCCUGGAUCCGCGCUACUCGUCUCCAGCUCCGCCAGCGGUUCCAGUCGGACUUUCCCGUCCUGCGUCUGCACUCUGACAGGGGUGGUGAGUUUUCCUCCGCCCUCCUGGCUGCCUACUGUGCGGAGCACGGCAUCCGCCAGACUUUCACUCUUCCGGACUCCCCACAGCAGAAUGGGGUUGCUGAGCGUCGCAUUGGUUUAGUCAUGGAGGUCGCUCGUACCUCCAUGAUCCAUGCGGCUGCCCCCCAUUUCCUGUGGCCGUUUGCAGUGCGGUACGCUGCGCAUCAGCUCAACCUUUGGCCCCGUGUCUCUUCUCCAGAGACCUCGCCCACACUGUGUUGGACGGGGGAGGUUGGCGAUGCGUCGGUGUUCCGUGUCUGGGGAUGUCGAGCCCUUGUUCGCGAUACGUCCGCGGACAAGCUCUCCUCCCGUGCCGUUCCCUGCGUCUUCCUUGGCUUUGUCCCUGACGCGCCUGGCUGGCAGUUUUACCACCCCACCUCGCACCGUGUCUUUGCCUCUCAGGACGUCACCUUUGACGAGUCGGUACCCUUUUACCGUCUCUUCCCCUACCGCACUGCCCCCCUCCCUCCCCCGCCGCUUUUCCUCGCUCCAGGUCCCCCUCCGCUAGACCCCCUUCCCCCUCAGGGUCCUGCUCCUUCAGGUGUCUCUCAGGUAGACCCUCCUCCCGUCGCUGAGCCUGUUGAGGUCACAGGUGACUCAGGUGCUGCUGCGGGUGGUACUGCUGGGGGUGCUGAGCCUGGGGGUGCUGGCACUGGGGGUGCUGAGCCUGCGAGUGCGGAGCCUGGGGGUGCUGAGCCUGGGGGUGCUGAGCCUUGGGGUGCUGAGCCUGGGGGUGCGGAGACUGGGGGUGCUGAGCCUGGGGGUCCUGGGGCUGGGAGUGCUGAGCCUGGGGACGCUGAGCCUGGGGGUGCUGAGCUUGGAGGUUCUGGAGCUGCUGGUGCUACCACUGGAGCUGGAGGUUCUGGAGCUGCUACGGGUGAAGCGCUGCGGGUUCUGCUACGGGGUGCCCACGUCGCUGGUCCCGGAGGUGCUCGUACCGCUGGUACUCGAGCUGCUGGGGCUGGUGGUGCUGUGUCUGAGGGUCCUCCUCUUGGGGACGUUGCAGCUGGGGAUGCUGGUUCUGGAGGCGCUGCGGCUGGUGGAGACGGUCCUGGAGGAGUUGCUGCUGGGGGUGGUGGAGCUACUGGAGGUGCGGGAGCUGCUGUGAGUACUGGAGCUGCUGGUGCUGGUGGCACUACACCGACGCGCCUGUUCUUCGCUCCGCCACCUUCGUCGUCUCUGCCACCUCCAGACUCUGUCCUUCACCAGGUUCUUAGUCUUCCGUCUUCUACCGGUCUUCCCCUCCUGCCUGACUCACCGCUUCCUGCUCCUUCUCCUUACACUGAGCAGUCAGGAGGUCUUACUGAGCGUCGUGAGCCUGCGUCGCGUCUUGUCUCGCCAGUUCACUCUGGUCGCACCGUUCGCCGUGGUCCGCCUUCGAGGUCGCGGACUGUUCCCCGCACGCGCCUUGUCGUUCGUCGUUCUUCCUCUGUUCCACAGUCUGUUCCUCUGCCGUCCCCUCCUGCGUCGUCUUUGCCUCACGUUCCGGACCCUGAGUCUGACCGGUUUCGUGCUGAGCACCCUACAGUCACGCGUCUGCUAGCCCCUGUUGUCACUGACCCCUCGUUUGAGUCUUCUGCUGCGUCUGCCUUGGUCGCUGAGCUUGUUGACUUUGCUGCUGCCUGUCGUCUAGACUACGCUGCCAGUCUUGUUGCUGAGUCUGAGUCUGUCUGUCCUCCGUCCGUCGGGGGUGAGUGUGCUCUUGGCACGGACGUCCUUGAGGACAGGCACGAGGACCUUGAGUGUCUUGCAGCCGCUGCGCCUCAUCUCGUGGCCAUGCUGCUUGCCCCUGAGGGAGACCCGGAUGCUAUACACAUCACUACCCCGCGAUCUUACGCUGAGGCGAUCGCGGGCACUUACGUCGACGACGUUCCCCCUCCUGGGGCGAAUAUCGUCAGUGGCAUGUGGAUUUUCAGGGUGAAGCGGCCGCCGGGUUCUCCGCCUGUCUUCAAGGCUCGUUACGUUGCUCGAGGCUUCAGUCAGCGAGAGGGAGUCGACUUCUUCCAGACCUUCUCCCCCACCCCGAAGAUGACCACUCUUCGGGUGCUGCUGCACGUUGCCGCUCACCGUGACUACGAGCUUCACUCUCUUGACUUCAGCACAGCCUUCUUGCAGGGCAGUCUGCACGAGGAGAUCUGGCUACGCCGCCCUCCUGGCUUCACUGGGUCGUUUCCUCCUGGUACCCAGUGGAGCCUCUGGCGGCCGGUCUACGGUCUCCGCCAGGCGCCACGCGAGUGGCACGACACACUGAGGACUACACUUGCGGCUCUUGGGUUCGCGCCUUCUACUGCUGACCCGUCGCUGUUUCUGCGCACCGACACUUCGCUGCCGCCGUUCUACAUCCUCGUGUACGUCGACGACUUGGUCUUUGCCACUGCUGACACUGAGGCUCUCGCCCACGUGAAGUCCGAACUGCAGAAGAGACACACGUGCACAGACCUGGGUGAACUGCGCAGCUACCUUGGCUUGCAGAUCACCCGGGACAGAGCACGCCGCACCAUCACACUGACUCAGUCACACAUGGUGCAGCAGGUCCUUCAGCGCUUCGGCUUCACCUGGUCCUCAGCACAGGCCACUCCUCUGGCCAUAGGUCACUCGCUCUCAGCUCUGCCUUCGGAUGAGUCUGUAGAGCCGAGUGGUCCUUACCCAGAGUUAGUUGGCUGCCUCAUGUACCUGAUGACUUGCACUCGUCCUGACUUAGCGUACCCUCUUGGCCUUCUGGCCCGCUACGUGGCUCCUGGUAGGCAUCGAAAGGUGCACUGGGAUGCUGCGAAGAGGGUAUUGCGCUACUUGUGCAGUACAUCGGGCAUGGGGCUCGUGCUUGGAGGAGGGAGCCCAGUUGUUCUCACUGGGCACUCAGACGCUUCUUGGGUUGACGACCAGGCUACUCAGCGGUCGUCCCAGGGUUACACCUUCAGCCUUGGCUCUGGCUCAGUUUCUUGGCGUUCUACACGUUCGUCUUCAGUUCUCAGCUCCAGUUGUGAGGCUGAGAUCUACGCCACAGCCAUGGCUGCUCAGGAGUUACGCUGGCUCACCUACCUGCUGACCGACCUGGGAGAGCGGCCUCGUUCUCCUCCAGUGCUGUACGUUGACAACAAGGCUGCCAUUGCCUUGUGUGAGGAGCACAGACUGGAGCACAGAACGAAGCACAUCGCUCUGCGGUACUUUCUGGCUCGAGAGUUGCAGCAGCGUGGUCAGCUUCGUCUGCGUUACGUGGCCACUCAGGCCAACACUGCUGAUAUAUUCACCAAGGCACUCCCGCCUAGUGAUCAUCAGCGCUUCUGCACUUUGUUGGGGCUUGUGCCCACUUUUCCUCACUUGCUGUAG